CCUCUCGUCGCGUCCAUAUCACAUACCUGCAGCUUCUGCCCACUCCUCACUCUUCCCCCCUCUCGGAAGCAAGCAAGCAAGGAGGAGGAGGAGGAGACUGCAGAAGAUGUUGGGGCGAAGCGGUGGAGCGCUGCCGCUGGCUUCCUUGAACCACAUCUCCAUCGUCUGCAGAUCGGUGGAGCGGUCGCUGGAUUUCUACCACAACGUGCUCGGCUUCCUCCCCGUCCGGAGGCCCGUAUCCUUCGACUUUGACGGUGCUUGGUUGUUUAACUACGGAAUUGGCAUCCACCUGCUGCAAUCUGAAGACCCGGAGAACAUGCCUACGAAGAGGGAAAUUAACCCCAAGGACAACCAUAUCUCCUUCCAGUGCGAGAGCUUGGCCUUGGUGGAGAAGAAGCUGAGGGAGAUGGGCAUACCUUACAUCCAGAGUCGAGUGGAGGAAGGCGGGAUCUACGUGGACCAGAUGUUUUUCCAUGAUCCCGACGGCUUCAUGAUCGAGAUCUGCAACUGCGAGAACCUCCCGGUGAUCUCCCUCUCCGGCGAGCUCAUCAUGGCCUGCAAAAGAGUGAGCCCCAUUCACCAGCAACAGCAGCAGCAGCAGCAGCAGCAGCAGCAGAUGGCGCAGUAUCUCCCACAAGCCAUUCACGUCAAGGAGGAGUCGUGUGCAUGAAGAUGGAUGAAGAUGGAUGACAGAUCUCCUCCAUCUCCUUGUGUAGCGAUCGCUAGGCUUCCUAUGUCCUUGCUGUUGUCUAUGUAGUAAUAUGCAGCAUAUGCAAGUCUGAUACAAACGCUUCCCUCUGUCAUUGAGAAUCGCGUAUGUAGUAUGAUGUUGUAGUAUCUGUACUCUCCCCACUUCUCGUCCUUUCCGCAGCGAUCGUGUUAUCAAACUAUGAAACCAGUCUCUAUGUUAGUUCUCGAUCUUGUCC
Messenger RNA from Musa acuminata subsp. malaccensis (wild Malaysian banana), 926 nucleotides. RefSeq names its product glyoxylase I 4. The record is from RefSeq and is a predicted model, not a curated record. NCBI's taxonomy places the organism in Eukaryota, Viridiplantae, Streptophyta, Magnoliopsida, Zingiberales, Musaceae.